Molecule: messenger RNA, 570 nt
Organism: Canis lupus familiaris (dog)
Lineage: Eukaryota; Metazoa; Chordata; Mammalia; Carnivora; Canidae
Product: cytochrome c oxidase subunit 6B2
Exons: 4
Coding region: 179-445 (88 amino acids)
Cellular component (GO): mitochondrion; mitochondrial crista; respiratory chain complex IV
Source: RefSeq, a predicted model, not a curated record
CAGCGCCGCGGCUCCCAUUGGUUGCGGUCCAGGGGUCCCAGCCUAUCCUGCCAGGGGUCGUGUUUCUCCUGGACUGGGACCCCCGAGACUCAGAAGCGAAGGGCACCCUUGGACGGAGUCACAAGCACCGCCGACCCAGUGACACGUUGGCAUCAGUCUGGAGCUGCCGCCUCCGUGGAUGUUGGAUGUUGAUUCCCAGAAGCCCCCCAAGGGGAAAUGGUCCACACCGCCCUUUGACCCGCGCUUCCCCAACCAGAACCAGACCCGAAACUGCUACCAGAACUUCCUGGACUACCACCGCUGUGUCAAGAGAAUGAGCCGCCGCGGGAAGAGCGCGCAGCCCUGCGAGUAUUACUUCCGCGUGUUCCACUCGCUGUGCCCCAGGAGCUGGGUGCAGCGCUGGACCGAGCAGAUCCAGGAAGGGACCUUCGCAGGCAAAAUCUGAUGGCCUGAGUGCGGCUUCUCGGAAGGGUCAGCGUCCUGACCCCCAUCCUCGCGUCUCCCGGAGACACAGCCCCGGCUAUCCACUCCCCGGUCUGUAAGCCACAAAUAAAGCUCUGUUGCUGCUGA